Messenger RNA from Momordica charantia (bitter melon), 1637 nucleotides. It is a transcript of the gene HCF136, whose product is annotated as photosystem II stability/assembly factor, chloroplast (HCF136). The record is from RefSeq and is a predicted model, not a curated record. NCBI's taxonomy places the organism in Eukaryota, Viridiplantae, Streptophyta, Magnoliopsida, Cucurbitales, Cucurbitaceae. Gene Ontology annotation, molecular function: protein binding.
UAGACGCUUCAAAAUCACCCGCGAAGCCGUUGAGAAUUGCGUUGUGGAUAAUGUGAGAGAUAAGAGGUCGGAAUCGGAACCUCCAACAAUUCCUCUGCUCCUUUCCUUCUCUUCAAUGGCGUCUCUCCAACAACUCCUCAAACCUUCCUGGACUUCUCUCUUCGCCCCUUCCCUCUCUCAGCCUCAGCCUCAGCCUCAGCCUCGAACUUUUACUACUUCCACUCCUAGAGCCUCUCUCCAGAAUUCUUCCAUCAAUCGCCGGCAGUUCGUAGCUGAGACGGCAGCAGCGGUUUCUCUGUCGCUUUCUCCGCUUAUUGCUCCCGUGCAACCGGCGAAGUCCGAAGAAGCUCUCUCGGAGUGGGAGAGGCUUUUCCUUCCUAUAGAUCCGGGUGUUGUCCUUCUCGACAUUGCUUUUGUGCCCGAUGAUUUGGACCAUGGCUUCCUUUUGGGGACCAGGCAAACCAUUUUAGAGACAAAAGAUGGUGGAAGAACUUGGGCUCCACGUACAAUACCCUCGGCUGAAGAAGAAGAUUUUAACUACAGAUUUAAUUCUAUUAGCUUCAAAGGAAAGGAGGGAUGGAUUGUUGGCAAACCUGCAAUUCUGUUGUACACUUCGGAUGCUGGAGAAAGCUGGGAAAGGAUACCUCUCAGUGCUCAGCUUCCUGGAGAUAUGGUCUACAUUAAAGCAACUGGAGAAAAAAGUGCAGAGAUGGUUACUGAUGAAGGUGCGAUAUACGUUACAUCAAACAAGGGAUAUAAUUGGAAGGCUGCAGUUCAGGAGACUGUUUCUGCCACCCUUAAUAGAACAGUUUCAAGUGGGAUAAGUGGUGCAAGCUAUUAUACUGGAACCUUUAACACAGUAAAUCGUUCUCCUGAUGGGCGUUAUGUUGCUGUUUCGAGUCGUGGUAACUUCUAUCUCACCUGGGAGCCUGGGCAGCCAUUCUGGCAGCCACAUAAUAGAGCUAUUGCUAGGAGGAUUCAGAACAUGGGGUGGAGAGCUGAUGGUGGUCUUUGGCUUCUUGUUCGUGGAGGAGGACUUUUUCUGAGUAAAGGCACAGGGAUAAGCGAGGAGUUUGAAGAAGUUCCAGUUCAAAGCCGAGGUUUUGGCAUAUUAGAUGUUGGUUAUCGUUCAACGGAAGAGGCUUGGGCAGCUGGGGGAAGUGGAAUACUUCUGAAAACUACCAAUGGUGGCAGGACAUGGUCCCGUGAUAAAGCAGCUGACAACAUUGCAGCCAACCUAUACUCUGUAAAGUUUAUAAACGACAAGAAAGGUUUUGUGCUGGGAAAUGACGGUGUAUUGCUUCAAUAUCUUGGUUGAAGAUUGAGAUUUCACUCGCUUUUGACAGGUUACAAUUCUAUAUGAUGCUUGCCAUGGCAAUUUUGUAUCGUUGAAUCAGAGCUUGAGUUCUUGCUUUCAAUGAUGGGAUGAGGUGUGCUAACUUCGCCAUGUUUCACCUCUUUCCUCUUUUUCGCAUUUUGAAGGUCGGAAACUUUUAGCAAUGCUUUCGUUAGAACGAAACGUCGUAAAUAGCUUUUCAUUUUUGUUAAUAUCUGUAAUCUAAACUUAUAUUUGGCAGAUGCCCAUUGUUGAAUGCAAACAAUGAUGAAUUUGGAAGUUAUAGAUGCAUUUUGUGUCA